AAGCAAUAGUAAUGCUGGCUCAGCUCGUGGCAGACGUGUGCCCGUCGUCGGCGUCGUUUUUCGGCUUCAUGGGCGUCGCCUCCGCGCUCGUUUUCGCCAACCUGGGCGCCGCGUACGGCACGGCCAAGUCGGGCGUGGGCAUCGCGUCGAUGGGCGUGAUGCGGCCGGAGCUGGCCAUGCGCAACAUCAUCCCCGUGGUCAUGGCCGGUGUGCUGGGCAUCUACGGGCUGAUCGUGGCGGUGAUCAUCCAGGGCUCGAUCGACCCCCCGAACGGCAACGCGCCCAAGUACGGCUCGUACACGGGCUUCGCGCACCUGGCGGCGGGUCUGUGCUGUGGCCUGAGCGGCCUGGCGGCCGGCAUGGCCAUCGGCGUGGUGGGCGACGCGGGCGUGCGCGCCGUGGGCCAGCAGGAGAAGCUGUUCGUGAACAUGAUCCUGAUCCUGAUUUUCGCGGAGGCUCUGGGUCUGUACGGCCUGAUCGUGGCGCUGAUCCUGUCGCAGAAGAAGAGCGACUGCCCGUCGGAGUAAGAUUUCUUUCGUGGAAGGCGGAUGGCAGUGGCUCGGUUAAGUCGCUACUGCUAUCCGUGUUCGUAGCUUUUGAAGGAAGUAGAGCGGCGACGUCAACGGGAGCAGAGGUGGCUGCAGCAGUGCGGAUAUGAAUCGUGUUGCCAUCUCACCUCCUAGGCUUCGCUGCAAGUGAUAACGCUAAUACUACAACCCUUUUGCAUAAGUUAC
This is a messenger RNA of Phytophthora sojae, 734 nucleotides long. RefSeq lists its product as hypothetical. The transcript has 2 exons. Gene Ontology annotation, biological process: proton transmembrane transport. The coding region runs from base 12 to 527 and encodes 171 amino acids. NCBI's taxonomy places the organism in Eukaryota, Oomycota, Peronosporomycetes, Peronosporales, Peronosporaceae. Gene Ontology annotation, molecular function: proton-transporting ATPase activity, rotational mechanism. The record is from RefSeq and is a predicted model, not a curated record. Gene Ontology annotation, cellular component: proton-transporting V-type ATPase, V0 domain.